Molecule: messenger RNA, 339 nt
Organism: Erinaceus europaeus (western European hedgehog)
Lineage: Eukaryota; Metazoa; Chordata; Mammalia; Eulipotyphla; Erinaceidae
Gene: COPS9
Product: COP9 signalosome subunit 9
Exons: 3
Coding region: 92-265 (57 amino acids)
Biological process (GO): negative regulation of protein neddylation
Source: RefSeq, a predicted model, not a curated record
GAACUUCCCACUAAAGGAGAAACCAUAGAGUCGGCGGUCAUCCGGCGUCUAGAGCUGCCGCGGAAGUGGCGGAGGGCUGCGGGUUGCGGAGAUGAAGCCGGCGGUGGAUGAGAUGUUUCCCGAGGGCGCCGGGCCCUACGUGGACUUGGACGAGGCCGGAGGCAGCACGGGGCUCCUGAUGGACCUGGCCGCCAACGAGAAGGCGGUGCACGCGGACUUCUUCAACGACUUUGAAGAUCUCUUCGAUGACGACGACGUCCAGUGAGCCCGUGGUCGGCACCUGGCGCCCAGCGCCGAGAAGAUGGGCGGUCAGCCCCCCAUUAAAGGACAGUGUGGUCA